Messenger RNA from Durusdinium trenchii, 2958 nucleotides. The record is from the annotation of a GenBank genome assembly. Lineage: Eukaryota; Dinophyceae; Suessiales; Symbiodiniaceae.
CUUUUUUCAAGGUUGGUUUGUUUUGAGCGAGUUUGAGAGUGUGAAGAGCUUGGAGUCAACCUUGAAUACGGCACUGGCCCACUGCUAGCGCACCAUGCUCCAUGCUCGCUCGUUGCUGGAUUUUGGUGCCACUCUUGGUAUGCCAUGGGCAGCGCCUGAAGGAAUACAACCUUUGGGUUUGUCCUCACUGCGAGCGUGGUGUAAAAGUGGCAGACGUAACAGACCUGAGCUGUGAGGCACAAACAUCGGAUGAUGGCAUUGAAUGGCCCUGGGUCAAGAAGGCCAUGAAGAACUUCCUGACCAACUUGCGGCUCCCGCCCGGACAGCGCGCUCUGGAACAUGAGGUUGAAAGAUUGCUGGCUUUGGCUUCGGCUCCAUUGAAAGGGGACUGCUACCUGGGCAUCAUUGCGUUGGGUUUCUUCGCCUAUCACUUCAUGGACACAAGCGAACGCCAGAAUUUCAUCCGAACGACGGUGUUUGGUGGAGUCACCUUCCAGAAGACCGUUCCUUUGUCUUAUUGGGACGUCUAUGCUUCUGGUUGGCCUAUCUUUGGGCUCCUAGCCAUAGCCGCUGAGACCGUGCAGAACGACCUGCAGCUGCAAAGUUUGCUGCAAGGUGAGCAACCUGAUGUUGGCUUGACUGGCAUUGACCUUGGACCUCGUAACUGUGAUUUUCCAGGUGGACCUGCCUCAAAGGAAGAUCAACGAUUCAUGAUGGCACUGGAAAAGAACCUCCGUGGUUCGGACUGGCUGAAUGGUGAUGAACCAUCUCCGCCUCUUCCUUUACGUACCACACUGGAGUACUUGGCGCAGACCUCAUAUCGAAAAUGCUCCUGGGGCCGUGCAGCAGCGUACUUUGCAGCUGCAGAAACUCUCCUCUCUGGCAACUCUGUGGUGUCGCUGGCUGUUUGGAACUCCACGAAGGCUUUGGUUGCACUGGGUGAGCACAACUUGGAUGGCUGUGAGCCAAACAUGACAGUGUACCAUGAGAUGCAAUCAGUGUGGCCGUUUUGGCAGAUCCUUGGGAGACUGGAAAAGCGUGGGCUUUAUGAUCAGGCGCCGGACUUUACUGCAGCUUUGCGGCCUCCACCGGCUUUGCCUGAGGCAGUUCGACUCAAGUGGCAACAUUUGUUGCAUGCCCGUCACCUGAAGGUCGAGGGCAAGAGGCUGCCAAUGCAAGCAGCUCGGCCACAGGAGUGGGGUGCCUGCUUGGACGACAAAGCUGAUCGUGCGCACAUUGCACUCUCAGCUGAUUUGGCUCAGAUUGAUGGACUCAUUGUGACCCUUCAGAGCUCAGUUUCCUCUUCUGCAAAUGCUACGAAAUUGUGCUUCCAUACCUUUGUCUUAGAGCAGCAGAAAGAUUUUAUCGUGAAGGGGCUGACAUGUGCAUUUGGAGACGCAUUUGAGACUUUGGACAUGGAAGACCAUGGACAAGUCCUUGGCGCUUUUACUCUUCAUGGUCAAGCUCGUUUGUUGAUUCAUCGUCUAGAUCCAGCGAGGAUUUGGAGCGAGGUCGGGCUAAACUUGACCAGGCCAGGUGCUGUGAUGGUCGGCGAGACAGAUCUCAGCAAUUCUCUACGCUCCGAUACAGGAAACUUGGGUGCUUUGCAUAAUUUUGCACGCUUUUCCUUGCACCAGCUGCUCCCGGAUCUGUCGAGAGUGGUUUACUUGGACGAGGACGUGGUAGUCAAGGGAGACUUAGUGGAGCUAUUUCAGGUUCCCAUGCGCACUGAACGUGGUGCUCCAGGGACCGUUGCUGCCGUCCAACGAAGCAACCAACCCUUAAAGACCUACGUCGACGUCCUUCAGCCAGCUGUGCCGCAAUGGUUACCCAGCGAAGCUCCUUCCUUCAAUGCUGGAGUCAUGGUGAUCGACUUGGAGCGCUGGAGGCAGAGGCAUGCUUCACAGCUUAUCGCUGAGUGGAUUGCCAUGAAUGCGCGCCGACGCUUGUGGCUUCACGGCUCUCAGCCACCCUUGUUGCUCCUCUUUCAUGACGAGGUGGUCUCCUUGCAUUGGUCAUGGAAUGUCGAUGGACUUGGGCAUCGCUUGAAUUAUCCAAAAAAUGUGCUAAAUGAAGCCAAGGCAGAGCACCAGACCUUGAUGUCGUUUUCUUUUUUCUCCUUUUUUCAGGAUGCCUGACAUCUAUGGUGUGGUGUUCUUACUUGUCAUGGAGGGACAUGGUCUUUUGUUUUUGCCAAGUUGGUGGAACGGAUGGCAACAUCAUAUCCAACCAUUUUGAUAGCCUGUAUACGUAAUGGUACAUACAUUCAGCAUUCAGGCAUUUUGCCACGGUCAGGUGUUGUCCGGUGUUACAAUACAUAGUGCUAAAUGCCUGUACCAACCCACAGGUCCAUUUUUCUACGAUGGCCUAUCGUUGGUCCUUCAGACCCACUGCAGGUAUCACGACCUAGGAGUUGGUCUUUCAUUCCAGCCAGGUCCUCCAUUGGACCGGGCCUUUGAAACCUUGGCGUCACCAUGGGGUCAACCGGAAACUUUGGGAGCCGCACACGCGGGAGUGCGGAGACCUGGCGAAGCUGUGGGACCUAAAAGAGAUGUUUGAAGUUAAGCUUUGGGACCUAAUAGGAAAGGCCUCCAACCUACUAGCGAUGGUGGAGUCGAGGGUGUGUUGAUUUCUGAGUGGUUCUUUGUAGUUCCAGCUUGGGAGAUUGGGAUCAGCGUUGUGCGAAGGUACUGUCCGCAGUACUCUUUCCGCGAACACACCACCACCUGCCGACCAGAUAGCUGGUUCUGUUGAGUGUGAGUGGUAAAUGUACAUAUUGCCGGGCAUGCGCUGUGUCCGCGAGUUAACGAGCGUUGCGAAGAAAUCAUAUCCAACUUCUUGCCAAUAUUUGUCUUUAAAUCGUACGCUGAACAGGUUUUCACCAAGGGGUGCUGAGUUUCUCUGAAAUCGACGCUGGCUCACAGUCCCCCAAGGAAUAAAUGCACACAUGUGAAAGCC